This is a messenger RNA of Anolis sagrei ordinatus, 2650 nucleotides long. RefSeq names its product protein phosphatase 1 regulatory subunit 27 (gene PPP1R27). Gene Ontology annotation, molecular function: phosphatase binding. The record is from RefSeq and is a predicted model, not a curated record. NCBI's taxonomy places the organism in Eukaryota, Metazoa, Chordata, Lepidosauria, Squamata, Anolidae.
GGGAAGAUAUAUAAUGUAAAUGGUAACUUCAUGAGAGGGAAGUGUUUGCCUUGGCACUUUUCCUAAUGUGUGGUGUGUCAGUGAAGCCUUUUAACACUGUGAUAAGAAAGCAGAACUGCAUCAAUCUUGUAGGGAAUGGGAAUGUGCUAUUUAUUUUCCUGGCUUGUAUAGUUACACAGGGCUCUGGCUUCUUCUUUGAGUUUGCAGCAGAACUCUGUGGUUUUCCAGUCACUUGCGAUGGUUGGGUAAUAGCAGCUUCCCAAUACUUCCAGCUUGCUUUAUGACCCUCAACUUGGAUCUGAUAACUUAAAACAGAAACCACAAAGGACUUUCUUGUCACCAUGUGCUUAUUCUUGUCUGGGACUUACAGGAUUGGUAAUGCAUUUUCUCUGACUAGGCAGUCUCUCUCUCUCUGGGAAGUCUGGUGGAAAUGAGUCUGAGAAUAGCGCUAAUAAAGAACCACUCAGACUAGGGUUAUCAGAGACAAAACCGAAGUGAACUUCAUUUAACUUUUUAACAUUUGUGUAAAAUAGAUAAUUUCUGAAGGUUUUGCUUGUCACACAACCAGGUAACAAGUGACAGUGAUUGGCAUUUUCCCUUCUACACAACCAAUAAAAGUAGAGUUCACUUCCAGCUUUCAUUCUGGAAUUUCUAACUGUUCAGUCCAGAAGAAUUGCCACCAACUGCUUGGAUUCCUAAAGCAGUGAGUGGAGUUUGAGUAAAACUUUCCUGAGAGCUCUAACAGAAUUAGAGGCAGUUGUUUCACUGGCAUGAAGAGUGUUUUCCCUCCACCUUUUCCCAGCAAGUUAGAGUGCCAGAAUUUAAGCAAACCAAUGUUUCCUUAUGAAAGCAGCAUAUUGAUAUUAGUUACUGAACUCUGCUUCUGGGCAGAACUUUUGGAGCCACUAACAUAGUUAUUUAAUGGCCAUUUCUCUCUUCCAGGAUAAUCCUAUCUACAAUUAUUACUGGAAAAGCGUAUGGCAGAUGCCAACAGAUUCCUGCAAUGGAUGAAAACAGUGGGUUAUACAAACAGUGCCUUGCAAAAUCUUAGGCUGCUGGGAUCGGUACAUGCAGACCAUAGAGCAAGCUUGACCUGUUGACUAUUGCACAUCGACAGGUGGGAUGUAAGCUGAGACGCCAACUUGUGCUCGAAAAGGAGAGACUGGAGGGCAGGGCAGCUCAAUUACAAAAUCUCAUGGCAAAUAGCAUGAGCUGCCUAACCUCAAAAUAGACACAAGGGAGCUAUAUAACACAAGACGCUGCUGAAAGUCGCCAGUCCUCUGCAGGAGAUCACUACAUGAGUACAGUGUUGUCCAAAGGAAGUCCCGAGAAGAACUCCCAACUCACUCUUGGUUGCAAACAUUUUGAGGAGAGGAUUGUUUGACCCUCAAUCCACUGUUAUAUUUGGGCACAUCAGAGUUGUGCGUAGACGUCUGGACUGCUGGAUGCCUGUUUUCAUUCCUCAAGACAGUUCCUUUUCCUCCUUGUCUCACUUGUCUCUUCGUCUUCCAUCUCGCACUUCCACAAUGAAGUAUUACUAUCCAAACUCACGUCCCCGGUAUCAACGAUAUACAAGAGGCCUAAAGACUGUGCGUUUCGCCAAUGAUGUUCUCUUCCAGGACCACAUUCGUCAGGGCGACCUGGAGCAGGUGGGGCGUUUCAUUCGGGCUAGGAAGGUCACACUGGACACCAUCUAUCCCUCUGGCAUGGCGGCUCUCCAUGAAGCUGUGCUUUCUGGAAACCUUGACUGUGUGAAGCUACUGGUGAAAUACGGUGCUGACAUCAAUCAGAAAGACGAGGACGGUUGGACGCCCCUGCACAUUGCUUGCAGCGAUGGUCAUGCUGACAUUGCAAGGUAUCUCAUCUCUCUUGGGGCCCAACGUGAUGCCACCAAUGACGAAGGGGAAAAGCCAUCUGACCUUAUUGACCCUGAAUACAAGGAACUUGUAGAGCUCUUCAAAGCAGCGCGAGUGAACUAAGCUUCUACCCCUCAGCUCUUUCCCAAAUGGGAUUCUAGUCUCGGUGGCAAGCAGCCAAGUCUGUUGCAUUCAGGAUGGAGGCUAGCAACGUUGCCUGUAUAAGGUUGGCAAGGGAGCGAAUAAGCCGCCAAAAGAGACCAGAGUUUGGCUGCAAUGUUUAUGUAUGAGAUUGGCUACUCCAGUUUUAUUGGAGAGCUAUGCUUGGGAUAGCCCUUUAAAAAAGAAAUGUCACCUUUUAUACUAUGCCCCACGGUUGAGUAUCUGGUGGGAGUCAGGCUUUAGCUAAAAUGGAUACAAUAGCUGAGACAUACAUAGAUGGUCCUAUUGUGUAGGAGGUUCACAGAGAUGGUCAUGAGCUAAACAGGAAUGGGUACCAAUUUGUACAAGCAUUGAUCUUUCCAGUUCACAAUUGACAAUGACUGUGACAGAACCAGUGUUUUCUCUGCAUCAUUCAAGCUAUUUUCCUGAAGACUUGGUACAAAGAAAUCCUAAAGAAAAACAAUCUCCAAAUUCAAGUGGACACCUGCUGUACAUAUGGACUAUCCUAACAACGUUGUGUAUAAAGUCUUAUUUUCAAUGUUUGCUUGUCCUAGAUUUGCUUUUCUACUGUACUUUUUUAUGUGGUUCUGAACAGCUUUUUAUUUUUUCAAUAAAAAAUUCCCAAAGCUUUG